Molecule: messenger RNA, 2339 nt
Organism: Hydractinia symbiolongicarpus
Lineage: Eukaryota; Metazoa; Cnidaria; Hydrozoa; Anthoathecata; Hydractiniidae
Product: WD and tetratricopeptide repeats protein 1-like
Exons: 8
Coding region: 50-2080 (676 amino acids)
Biological process (GO): negative regulation of fatty acid biosynthetic process
Cellular component (GO): Cul4-RING E3 ubiquitin ligase complex; cytoplasm
Molecular function (GO): protein binding
Source: RefSeq, a predicted model, not a curated record
CAAUUAUGUUUCCUUUUUUUGUAGAUGUUAUAAAUAAUUAAGCUACAGGAUGCAGAAACGAAAUAUAGUGUCAUGGUUGGAGCGGCGAGAGACUGUUUUUGAUAUAAAUCGUUCAUUUGAAAGGAAUUUACAAGUUAAUACUCCAUUUGCAAGAAGACUUGGUUUGGAACAGGAACUUGAGGGUCAUUCUGGAUGUGUUAAUUGUUUACAAUGGAAUGAAAGUGGAGAACUACUGGCAUCAGGUUCAGAUGACUUUCAAAUUAUUGUAUGGGAUGUUUGUAGGCGCAUGCGCAAAUAUAAAUUAGAUUCUGGACACCAAGGAAAUAUUUUUGCAGUUAAGUUUCUUCCGUACUCCAAUGACAACACAAUUGUAUCAGCUGCUGCAGACGCUUCCGUACGAGUCAAUAGUGUGUCUACUGCAGAAUGCAUUAACCAUUUUGAGUGCCAUACACGCAGAAUAAAAAGACUUGCCAUUACAAAAGAAAGUCCUUUUAUAUUGUGGAGUGGGUCCGAAGAUGGUACUGUCAGAGAAUUCGAUUUGCGAGAACCACAUACGUGUCAAAGUAAUCUUCCUUGUUCGAACGUACUAAUAAAUUUAACUGGGCACAUUGGACCUGCAAGUGAAGUGAAGUGCAUUCAACUUCAUCCUUUAAAUCCUCAAUAUAUGGCAGUUGGUUGCAGCGAUCCCUUUGUUCGUCUUUUCGAUAGACGUAUGCUUACACUAUCCAACGUUAGUAAUUCCAAAACUAUAACUUCAAAUGACUUGCAACCCCCUCAUGGUUGUGUGAAUUAUUUUGCUCCUGGACAUUUACCGUCACGUGCAGGCCGCGUGAAGCAGAGAAGGAGGAGACAUUACGUCACAACUUUUGCUACUUUUAGUCCAGACGGUGAAGAGCUGCUCCAAAACUUAGGUGGUGAACAUAUUUAUAUAUAUAAAAUUAAUGAACCCAGAAAAGCCUUGACGUUUUUCUCACAUGAAGAGUCGAAUCAUAAAUGUAGCAAUUUCAAUGGCAUGAAUCAAACAAAAAAUAGAAUACAUAAGAAUGGACUUAACGGAUUAACUUCAACCUAUGAGAGCAGGAAACGUGAAUUGAAAAAAAUAGUCGACACAGAAAAUAAAGACUUACCUGAAAAAGCAUUAAUUUUAAAAUUAAGGGGAAAUGACGCUUUCUCUCAGGGAAAUUAUUUUGAAGCUGUUACUUGUUAUAAUGAUGCCCUGUAUUUAGUCCCUGACAGUUCUGUGUUGCAUGCGAACAGAGCGGCUGCUUUACUUAAACGUGCAUGGGAUGGCGACAUAUACGCAGCCCUGCGUGACAGUUUUACAGCUGUCAGCAUCGAUCCAAGUCACAGUAAAGCGUAUUAUCGUCAAGCAAGAUGUUUAUUUGAACUAAAAUGGUACGAAGAGGCUGACAACUGCUUGCAGUUGUUUAAAACCAAGUUUCCAGAGCAAGCUGAUGGAUAUUCAAUCAAAAAAUUGGAGAUGGAAGUUAAACAACUUAUUAAACAGCACGCUCCUAAAACUAAUGAGAACGCUGAAGACGGUAGUGAAUGCGAAACGCCGCGCCAUCGACGCAGAUUACCGCAUAGUGCAUCAAAUGAUGAUGAACGCUUUCGACGCGAAAGCUCGCGUGACUAUGAAUGCAGACUUUUAGGUGCAUCUAAUACAACAACAGAUAUUAAAGAAGCAAAUUAUUUUGGAAAUAAUGGACAGUUUGUUAUAGCAGGGAGUGAUUGUGGUUGCAUGUUAUUGUGGGAUAGGUCUACUACGAACUUGAUAGAGGCUUGGCAAGGAGACGAGUCUAUAGUUAACUGUGUACAGCCACACCCGUCAGUGUGUCUCGUCGCAUCAAGUGGAAUUGACCCUGUCGUCCGUUUAUGGAGUCCACGUUCCAGUGCUGACAACCUGACGGACGAACGUGCAAAAGAAGUGGAGGGGUUAGCACGUGCUAACCAGAAACGUAUGAAUACAGAUCCUUUGGAAGAAAUGUUAAGGACAAUGGGUUAUCAAGCAACUAUUGAUUCCAAUUCUGACGAUGAUGAUGACGAAGAAAAUUCCGGCAUGCAAUGCCGAACAAACUAACCCUUUUUUUUGAAACGAUUUGUUUAUUUGAGUCGUGUUUCUUAGUGUAUUUCUUCCAUUAGAUCAAUUGGUGGGGUUCAAAGGUGUCAGGAAUAACAAUCAAUCAGAGAAGUAUGCGUCGCUAGGCAUGCACUGAUCUUUUAUUUUUCAGCACCACAUUUCCACAAGUCUUCAAAAUUUCACAUGUAAAAGUAGUUCUCGAAUGUAUAGAGUAAACGGCAAAGGUGUGUUUAUGAUGAGAUUCAUCAUUCAAAGUGCA